GUGCCUUUUGAACAUCUUAUUUCAGUUUUACUCCCACCUUUGCUGUUAUAAUAACCUCGAAAAAUCGUUGAUCGUUAUUACAGAUUUUGGUGUAUGGCUGUGGGAUUUGUGCUCAUUUAGCUACAAGGGCAUUAGUGAGAUCAGACAAUGAUGUCAGGUGAGGAAGCCUGGGCACAGUGCACGUUCCAGUUCAUCCUGAAAGUGUUCAUUGUUGAGGUCAGGGCUCUGUGCAGGCCACUAGAGCUCUGCCAUACUAAUUUAAUCAAACCAUGUCUCAUGCUGGAACAUGUUUGGACCCCUUAGUCCCAGUGACAGGAGAUUACAAUGCAUACAAAAGACAUUCCAGGCAAUUGCAAUUUGUAGCAACAGUUGUUGCUGGUUGUGACAAUCACAUGUCCACAAAGGUUUGUCAAUAUAGUGUAUCUUCAGGAUCUAUUAGUUUGGUCUUUGUCAAGGGUACUUGCUAGUACUGUUUUUUGAGGCUUCCGAGCUAAACACUGAUAGAGAGACUUGGUGUCGCCCAAGAGCCCUGAUUUAAAGUCACAUACUGCCUCCUGGUGGAUAAAAAGCAAAACUGCAUCUUAACCUCUUCUGCGUCUCAGAAGAAAUAAGCAGUAAGUCUAUUCUGAAGAAUAAAAGCCUAACUAAUAGAAUGCACAACACUUUACCACCUGCUAAUGUCUGUUUGUAGGAUUAUCAAUGAAUCACAUUCUACCUUCGUAUUUAUAUAACAGACAUGUGCAUGUCUCUGUCUAAUGCCUACAGAACAUUUCCUUUGCUGAAAAGAGUUUUGGGAUGCUAGGACUACGACUAUAAUUACUUUCCCCUGAUAUCCUGCAGGCAGUUUAUUAGAUCCAGCCUGUGGAAGAGAGUCGGAAACUGUCGAAAAUGAAUAUUCAUACAUUUAGUAAUAUCGACGGUGGGAAAAUAAGUAUCCAAUCAUUUGGUGGUAUUUUCAGCAUCCCAGCCUGAGAUUGGAUGCUGGUGUAUGAUCGAUCUAAACCUGAACCAAAGCUUCUAAAUCACAUUCUUCAAUCAAGCACCAAAAAACAACCAGCCACCACCACCCCAUUCCGAUAGUGUUACAGUUGACUUGGUUGUGUGAAAUCAAGUAAGUGUGAACAACAUUAAGUGCGCACAAACUCCGAUCGUCAACAGGUCCGGUAGUAGUGACGUCACGACGGGGCGCGAUGAUGGCCCAUCCCCCCUCAUCCUCGUGCAGCUGCUCCAGCUGUGUGCGCGUGUACGUGUGAGUGUGUGUGCCGCCGGUGUGCGUGCCUACGUGCCGCUUCCUUUCCGCUCGCCCUUGCGCUCGAUGCUGCAACCACCAUGACAGGCAUCGCCGCUGCCUCCUUCUUCUCCAACGCGUGCCAUUUCGGAGGCUGCGGGCUGCACUUCGACUCCCUGGCGGAGCUGAUCGUCCACAUCGAGGACAACCACAUCGAUACGGACCCUCGCGUGCUUGAGAAACAGGAGUUGCAGCAGCCCACAUACGUCGCUCUCAGCUACAUAAACAGGUUCAUGACCGAUGCGGCGAGGAGAGAGCAUGAGACCCUGAAGAAGAAAGUGCAGCCAAAGCUGUCCCUCUCUCUGACAGGAAGCCUGUCACGGAACAGUGUGUCCACUCCGCCCAGACACACCAGCGGCAACCUCACCCCACCUGUGACACCGCCAAUUACUCCCUCAUCAUCGUUCAGGAGCAGCACUCCUACAGGUAGUGAGUAUGACGAGGAGGAAGCAGACUAUGAGGAGUCCGACAGCGACGAGUCUUGGACCACCGAAAGUGCCAUUAGCUCCGAGUCUAUCCUUAGCUCCAUGUGCAUGAACGGAGGAGACGAGAAACCGUUCGCCUGCCCUGUGCCUGGCUGUAAAAAGAGAUACAAGAACGUGAACGGCAUCAAGUAUCACGCCAAGAACGGACACCGCACUCAAAUCCGCGUGCGCAAGCCGUUUAAAUGCCGCUGUGGGAAAAGCUACAAGAGCUCACAGGGCCUGCGCCACCACACCAUCAACUUCCACCCGCCCGUCUCGGCCGACAUCAUCCGCAAGAUGCAGCAGUAGAGCAGGCCUCCGUGCCAACCAGAUCCAUCACACACACACCUAGUCAUUCGAAGCUGUUGCUGCAUUUGAUACCUUUCCCGCUUUGUUACUCUUUAUUCCUCCUUGUCCUCCACGAGGAAGACUCUGUCCCCUCAUUUCACCUCUCCAGGAGGAACCUUGUUACCCCUUCAUUUUAAUCUUCCAUAAGGAAGAAUCUUUCUAUCUUGCAAUCAUUUUCAUACCUCAUUUAGGAGGUUCUAUCCCACCCCCUCUCUUUUUUUUUCAUUCCAUGUCUUUGUGAAGCAUAAACUUCAAAAUUCAAGGAGCUCCUAUGUUCCCUUUACACUACGCUUUGAAAUGCAUGCCUAUUUUUUUGUAUCCUGUUCUCUGUUCUGUGUCUAUUCGAGAUGGUGUAUCAUAGUAGAGUUUGCAGUUUUGUACUUUUGCACAUUCAAAUAUUAUUCUUUUUAUUUUUCUUCUGUCUUGUAUUACUAUUGAAAUAAGGUGCUUAUUGUAUUUUUGGGAUUUGUCUAGACAAGAUAAGGCUUGGUAUCGCCGUGGGAUGAGUUUCCAACAGUUGUUGUCACCACUCGGGGCACUGUGUGAUGCGUGUCGAAGCCACAACAUCAGAAUUCAACCAGCAUGACUUUUCAUUUUUGUUUGGCUUCUGACAAGAGAAAAGGGCAAAAAAGAAAAAAGAAAGGCAGAACGUUUUCUGACAGUUUGUACUACCCAAUGAGAAUAGAACCAAUGUUUUUAGUUAAUUAGAUUAUAAUAAAUGCAUAUAGACUUUCAUAAUCAAGAUAUAAAAAAUAUAUCCUUUUAUUCCCACAUUUUAUUUUGCAUUUAAAAAAUGAUUAUUAUUCCAGGCUAAAGAUUAAGUUUGGGAGUUUACUUUGGGUAAAUUGUAAUCCCAUAUUGUUUUUUUUUCCAUCCUUGGACAAAUCGUGUUUUACACCUAUUAACAGUCUCAGGUGACAGAUUGCCAGCAUUUCAGACACAUUAUCUUGCCCAUGUGGUUCUAAUGGUAUUUUUAUACAGCUGUUACAGGGGUCCCAGGCCAGCUGUGGCCGGCGUGUUCUAGAACCUCUGGAGCAUUCUAGAACUCCACUGCUGAAUCCAAUGCCUGCUAAAGGACCUAAAGCACUUUGUAGCACCUAGUUGCCAACCUAGUUAGGAAGUUUCCAUUGCCAACACGUCAGGGACAGCAGUCAUACCUGUGAGUCACUGAGUCAAAUCUACACACUGACACACUGCUUUGGGGUUAGAGUACAUGUACUCUUUUUUUUCUUUUUUUUUUCUUUUUUUUAAACUCUAGCUGAUUUUUUUUUUUUUUUAAAGCAGAGCCCCAAAGUGUGUUAGUUUAAGAUUAUUUUAACUAAUUGCCUUUAAACAGUGUAGACCAUAGCAUUCCAUAGCUUUGGUGUAACAAAUUCGAUACGGCUUGUGUGUUUAUGCUUUGACACUGGCUGAGCUCUUCCAUUAUGAGCCGCCUUUCAGAUGGACGGAUGACGGUUAUUGUACUUUCCAAUAUUUAAGCUACAACAGAGCAGGUGCCCAUCGCCUGUCUUUGGUGGCCUUCUGCACCAACAGUGUUGUUUUGCUAAUGUGGCAGUAGGAUAACUCAGGGAUGUCCUGUCCUAGAGUUAGAGCUUAAUUUUUUUGCCUUUUCUGCUUGAGUGGUGGUCAGACAGGAGCAUAUGUCUGAGUACCAGCAGUAAUCUUGCGUCAGAUUUCCAUUUAAACGAAUAGAAUAAUUAUAUAGAAAGAGCUGUUCUAUUCCAAAAUCGAUGACCCUACUCUGGGAGAAAUCAGAGAAGAAAAAAAAAAAAGUUGGCAGAGAAAAGGCCUACUUAAAAGUCAAAGCUGCCAAUCACCUGCAAACAUGACAUUCUAACUGUGUGGACGUCAAUGUUGUAAUGGAAUUAUCUGUUUAAAUAAACAUUGUGACAGUAUUAUACUGCCAGUUUAGAGGGAAGUAUUGGACAUGUUGUGCAUAGUUUUAUGUAUUAUGUAUCUGUGUAAGUGCAUUAAAUUAUAUUUUCAUACAUUUUUUGGGGGGUAAAAAAUAAUUCCUACAUGUAACGCCAUUGACACCAGGGGUUGUUUUUACACCGGUGUCUUUCUUCAACAAAAAUGAAAAAAAAGGAAAAACUGACAAAAAAGCUGCUUCAUAAAUGUAAACCUGGUUACAAGUUCAAUAUUAAAUGGCCUCUGAUGUGUUUCGUUAA
Molecule: messenger RNA, 4271 nt
Organism: Silurus meridionalis
Lineage: Eukaryota; Metazoa; Chordata; Actinopteri; Siluriformes; Siluridae
Gene: jazf1b
Product: JAZF zinc finger 1b
Exons: 5
Coding region: 1330-2061 (243 amino acids)
Cellular component (GO): nucleus
Source: RefSeq, a predicted model, not a curated record